Molecule: messenger RNA, 2994 nt
Organism: Condylostylus longicornis
Lineage: Eukaryota; Metazoa; Arthropoda; Insecta; Diptera; Dolichopodidae
Gene: WASp
Product: actin nucleation-promoting factor WASL
Exons: 7
Coding region: 442-2022 (526 amino acids)
Biological process (GO): regulation of Rho protein signal transduction; actin filament organization
Cellular component (GO): plasma membrane
Molecular function (GO): small GTPase binding; actin binding
Source: RefSeq, a predicted model, not a curated record
UGGAGUUGUUGUGUUGUAAAGGUUUAAAUUAAAAUAAAAAAAAGUGAAAUUUGUUUUUUUUUUAUCAAAGUUUGAUUAAAAUUACACACUUUUUCAAUAUUGUUUAUAUCUACGACCAUGUAAUAAAAAUUUAAAAAUUGCCAAUAAGUAAACGUAAAAACAAAAUUAAGUUUGUGAUUCAUGCUAUGUAUAAAAAAUAGAAGGCCACAUAUUGUACUACAAAAAAUUUUUUUUUAUCUCUAAAGUUUUAUUUGUUACCUCAGACGAAAAAAAUGUUUUAUAUUAAAAUUCGCUUAAGUGGUUAAAUUAUUAUCUUAUCAAGUAAGAAAAAAAAACGAUAAAUAUCUGUACGAAAUAUUUUAAAAUAGUUCAAAGUACCUAUUCAUUGCGAUUUAAUUGGUUAUAUUACAUAGUAAUAUUACUCCAUAUAAUAGCUUCCUCAUGAAUGAAAAGAUGAAGCAGCCGACAACAAAAAGUAAGGAAAAGUCGAAUAAUUCUAGUUUACUUUUAACUAAAGAUGAGAAUGAACAAGUUUUUAGCCUUUUAGGAACAAAAUGCCAGUCCUUGGCGACAUCUGUAGUUCAGAUAUAUGUAACUGAAGGUCCAGCACAUUCCCAAUGGCGUAAAAAACAUACGGCCGUAUUAUGUUUAAUUAAAGAUAGCAUCAAAAGGUCAUAUUUCAUGAGGGGUUACUGUUUAAUUAGAAACGAGCUUUGCUUUGAACAUGAAUUAUACGAUGCUAUUAAAAUCCAUAAAACUAGACCAUAUCUUCUUACAUUUGAAGGACAGAAUGGUCAUGUGGCAUUUAAUUUCGCUUCUGAAGAAGAAUGUUUUCAAUUUUACCGUAUGGCUGAAAUUAUAAUAGACAAUCGUGCAAGAAAACGUUUGGAACGCCGAAGUAGACCCAAACCUCCUUUGACGCCGCAAUCAGAUAUUGGACUGAAUGAAUUCAAAAAUAAAACUUUCGAUAAUGUUGACGAUGGCCGAGGGAAAAUUCGUAACAAUUCCAAUGCGCCUAGUUCAACAACAACAACUACAAGUUCAACUUCCAAAGCAACAAAAAUUCUUAAUAAUUUCAGAGAUAGAGACAAGAAAAAACCUAAAAAAUACAGCAAAAGUGAUAUAGGCACACCAACUAAUUUUGUACAUGUUUCUCAUGUAGGUUUUGAUCCCACGAAUAAGGGACCGGAUAUACUUGCCCCAGAAAACGAAGAAUUACUUAAAAAUUUUUUGAUGAAGGCUGGGGUUUCUCAACAGGAGUUAAAUGAUAAAGAUACGCGUGAUUUUAUUUUGGAUUUUGUUCAUAAUCAUAAAGUAAUUGAAUCUUGCAAAACUGAGAGCAAUGAAAAUAAAAUUGAGCCUGCUAAAGCGAAAGCACCAGCCCCAGCUCCUCCUCCAGUAAAAAAACGAGAAUAUAAUGGAUCUACUCAAAGAACUGCGCCUCCUCCUCCUCCUCCUGUUCCAACACGGCAACCACCGCCGCCAGUGCCGACAGCGCCACCUCAACCUGCAAGAGGAGCACCGCCAACUAGGCCCCCUCCUAUAAAUGUACAAGCUCCAGUUGCAUCUCCAGCGCUUGCUUUGGCACCACCCCCUCCUCCACCUCCACCAUCCUCAGUUGCUCCUCCUCCACCUCCUCCAAUGCCAACACAAGUGCCGGUAAUUGAAUCGGUUGUGACUAAAUCAAGUUUACCAGUAGUAGAAGACUCAAGAAGUGCUCUUAUGGAUAGCAUUAGAAAGGGAAUUUCCUUAAGGAAAGUUGAUCCUGCAACAUUAAGUACAGGAAGUGGCGGAGAUCCACGUAGUGAUUUGUUAUCAGAAAUUAGACAAGGAACUGUUUUGAGACCAGUUCAAGACCGUGAAUUACCUGCAGUUGCCAAUCGGGAUAGCAAUAAUAGCGGUGGAGGAACAGAUGCCUUAGCAGACGCUUUAAGACGAGCGUUAUUAGAUCGCAGUCGUGUUAUUCAAUCUUCAGAAGAAGAUACAGACAAUUCAGAUAAUGAAGAUGAGUGGGAAGAUUAAAGAAAUUAAUAAAAUAAAGAAAAAAAUGUUGGUUUCAUGUAUUGUAACAAAUCUGCUUUAACCAUCUACAUAUUUAGUCUUCUCUCUACUUUCAAUAAAUUAAAAAGAAAAUUUAAUUUAUAUUUUCUAGAAAAUUUGAAAAUGAAAUUUAACAAAUAAUCAAGAUUUUCAAAAUUAAUUAUAUGUACAUAUAUUAAUAUGUAUGUAUUUAAUUCCGAAAAUCAUACUUAAGAUUAUAAAAUAACAUGCAAAAUAUGUGGAACGUGAAAUUACAUAAUACGUGUACUUUUUACGUCCAAAAUUUAAAUAUUUAUAUAUAAAAUAACGGUAUUAUGCAAGAUCAAUUUACUAAAGUAUGGCAUAAGUAUUUAAAUAUAUGCAAAUGCAAUUGGACCAAGAUGUAAAGAACGUUACCUAUAGGUUUUGGUUUUGUUAUUUAUCUUGUAAUAACAGUUAUAUUAUUUUAAAUUCGUUUCAUUUUCAGAUAAUAAAACUAAUGUGCCAAAAUUAGAUAAAAGUUUAAACAUAACAUAAAGCAUAUCUUACAGAUUUGCUUAGAUAUAUUAGAAUGAAUAUCCGCUUCCAAAGUAUUUAAAACUGUAAUUAGUUAGCAAAUUAGUAAAUUUCAAUACACUGUUCUAAUUAUCGAACUGAAAUCUGUUGUUUGAACUUAGAAUUAAUUAAAGAUUUAAUAUUAAAUUUAAGCUCCUUUUUGAAUUUGUUGUAUUUUUUUUAAUAAAUGCAGCUCAAAAAAAUGGUAUUUUAAAAAAUAUACACCAAGUAUAUGUACCAGAAAAUUGCAAAUCAAAAAAAAUUUUUUUUUUAUUUAUAUUGUACUUGUUUUAAAAUUUUGUUGAAAUAUUUUCAUAAAGAAUAAGAAAUUUAUCAAUAUCAUGCAAAUAUCUGAUUUUCUAGUCCUUAUUUUGACACAUUAUGCAUAAAUUUUUAUUUCUGCAUUUGUAAAUCUUUUUU